Molecule: messenger RNA, 783 nt
Organism: Sporothrix brasiliensis 5110
Lineage: Eukaryota; Fungi; Ascomycota; Sordariomycetes; Ophiostomatales; Ophiostomataceae
Product: methylsterol monooxygenase
Exons: 1
Coding region: 1-783 (260 amino acids)
Biological process (GO): ergosterol biosynthetic process
Molecular function (GO): C-4 methylsterol oxidase activity; iron ion binding
Source: RefSeq, a predicted model, not a curated record
AUGUUUGAUACGCUCGUCUACAACGCGUCCAGCCUCUGGGCCCGGACUCUCGCCACCUAUGGCGCGCGCCGCGUCGAGCUUGUCGGCCUCGUGGUCGUCCAGUUCCUGUCGUUCUGGGUCACGUCCGCCAUCUACACGGCCCUCCCGUGGCUCGCGCCCGCCUUCUCCGAGCGCCACAAGAUCCAGCCCGCGCCCAAGCAGCCGACCGCCGCCGACAUCCGGCACUGCGCCUACGUCGUCCUGCAGAACAACGUCUUCUCCUUCGCCCUCAGCGCCGGCCUCUCCCUGCUGGCGGGCGACCCCGCCGACCACGCCAGCAAGCUCCUGGGCCUGCGCAUCGAGGCCGCGCUGCCGUCGCUCGCCGAGUUUGCGCGCGACAUGCUCGUGUCCACCGUCCUGCGCGAGAUCCUCUUCUACUACGCCCACCGCCUGCUGCACCAGCCGCGCUUCUACCGCGCCAUCCACAAGCAGCACCACAAGUUCAUCGCGCCCGUCGCCCUCGCCGCCCAGUACGCCCACCCCGUCGAGCACCUCGUCGCCAACAUGCUGCCCAUCGGCCUGCCCCCGCUCCUCCUGCACGCGCACGUCCUCACCUACUGGGCCUUUGUCGCCUUCAUGCUGGUCGAGACCGCCACCGUCCACAGCGGCUACGACUUCUUUGACGGCGCCGCCAAGAUGCACGACGCCCACCACGAAAAGUUCAAUCUCAACUACGGCUCCCUCGGCGUCAUGGACUGGCUGCACGGCACCGACGGUCUGAAGAAGGCCAAGAAGGGGGAGUAG